Molecule: messenger RNA, 1410 nt
Organism: Mercurialis annua (annual mercury)
Lineage: Eukaryota; Viridiplantae; Streptophyta; Magnoliopsida; Malpighiales; Euphorbiaceae
Product: putative ETHYLENE INSENSITIVE 3-like 4 protein
Exons: 1
Coding region: 1-1410 (469 amino acids)
Cellular component (GO): nucleus
Molecular function (GO): DNA binding; DNA-binding transcription factor activity
Source: RefSeq, a predicted model, not a curated record
AUGGUUGAAAUCCAUGGAGAAGUGGACUCUUCAAUCUCUACUCCAGAAGUAGAAGAAGAAGUCGAAGAGGAAGAAGUCGACGAGGAGGAAGAAAUAAGCUAUGACGACCUCAAGAAGCGCAUGUGGAAAGAUAGCGUGCUUAUGCAAAAGCUUGAAGAGAAGCGUAUGAAUGAAGAGGCUGAUAAUGCUGCAGCGAAACAAGUGGCGUCGCGUCGAAAAAAGAUGUCGAGAGCGCAAGAUUCGGUUCUUAAGUACAUGUUGAAGAUCAUGGAAGUUUGUAAAGCUCAAGGGUUUGUUUACGGGAUUGUUCCGGAGAAGGGUAAGCCUAUUACGGGCUCUUCUGAUAGUCUCCGUCAAUGGUGGAACGAUAAAGUUCGAUUCAAUCAAAAUGCCCCGUUGGCUGUUGAAGAAUCGCUAGCGGUUUUAGCUCAAGCCCAACUCGACCCCGUUUCUGUCAUGUAUUUACUUCAUGAGUUGCAAGAUUCUACUUUAGGCUCUCUACUUUCUGCUCUCAUGCAGAAGUGUGUGCCUCCCCAAAGGCGGUUUCCCCUCGAAAGAGGUUUAGCUCCGCCUUGGUGGCCUACCGGGGAUGAAAUGUGGUGGGGCGAACAAGGAUCAUCGCAAGAACACGGUGCUCCUCCGUACAAGAAACCUCAUGAUCUCAAAAAAGCAUGGAAGGUAAGCGCCUUGGCGGCGGUUAUCAAACACAUGUCGCCCAAUUUUGAUCGAAUGCGACGCAUUGUUAUGCAAUCAAAGUGUUUGCAAGCUAAGAUGACAGCUAAAGAAAGCACUACAUGGUCUGCCGUCGUUAAUCAAGAAGAAGCUCUCUCGGGUCUUAUGAACACAUGCCUCCAAAUCGAAGAUGAUGAUCCCGAAGAGAUCGACCAAAACGCGACGAGUGACUUAAACCUUGCUGAGAAAAGGAAGCGUGUGUUUGAUCGAGAAGCAGCUUCUUUGGAUAGGACUUAUUGGUGCCAAAACUUGGAGUGUCCGCAGAGCGAAGAACAUUCGGGAUUUAUAGACAAGAACGCGAGGUCUGAUCAUCAACUCCGGUGUGAUUAUCGUGUCGAAGAAAGGGACAGCAGUAGCCCAAAUAAUCUUCCCUGGCCGUCCGAUGAGGCGAGCUUGAUCAUCAGUCCUGAUCAGCUGCCGGAUGGGUUAAGUGUAAGUGAUUGGGCUAAUACAGUGCUAGAAAAUGCUAACUAUACGAAUAUAGAAACCGGAGAUCAUGAGUGUGGAUAUAAAAUGCAAGACUAUCAAGAUUAUUGGGGAGCUGAGGUUGAAGAUUUAGCUAUGAAUGAUGAGUACCAAAACGAAGAUAUGGAGUUGAAUCAAAAUAGAGAAACACUAAAUUCUAUUUGGAAUUUGGAAAAUGAUUGGCCACAACCUGGCCAACUGCAAAACAAGUAA